AACCUAUAUAAGGUGAAGCAUGGAUCUUUAUUAUGUAGGAGGAAGGCAGGCUUUCAAAUAGAAGCUAUGGAAGUGCAGCAAGUUCUUCACAUGAAUGGUGGAGCUGGCGAGACCAGCUAUGCCAAUAACUCAACACUCCAGGAAAUAGUCAUAUUCAAGGUCAAAACCAUAGUGGAAAGGAGCAUAACAGACCUCUACUGCACCACCUUCCCGAAGAGCUUGUGCAUUGUAGACAUGGGUUGUUCAUCAGGGCCCAAUACAUUGCUGGCCAUCUCUAAUAUUAUGGAAGCAGUGGACCAGAUACGACGUCAUCUGGGCCGUUCAUCGCCCGAGUUCCGAGUGUUCUUAAAUGACCUUCCAGGGAAUGACUUCAACAACAUUUUCAAGUCCUUGGCAGGCUUCUAUGAGAAACUCAAACAAAACAAUGGGCCUGAUUUUGGGCCAUGUUUCAUCGCCGGAGUGCCCGGGUCCUUCUACAGCAGGCUUUUUCAGACGAAGAGUCUGGACUUUGUUCACUCCUCUUAUAGUCUGCAUUGGUGCUCUCAGGUUCCUCCGGCACUAGAGAAUGGAUUAAACAAAGGUAACAUCUACAUAGCCAAUGACAGCCCUCCCGCUGUGAUUAAAGCUUACUGGGAGCAAUAUGAGAGCGAUUUCUCAUUGUUUCUAAAGUUGCGGUCUGAAGAAGUGAGGUCCGGCGGGCGUAUGGUCCUAACGAUCAUAGGCCGGAAAAGCCCAGAUCCAUCAAAGGGAGAGUGUUGUCAUCUUUGGAAACUAUUGGCACAAGCACUCAUGAGCAUGGUGUCACAGGGAAUCAUCAAAGAAGCCCAAGUGGAUUCUUUCAAUCUUCCCCUCUACACACCUUGUAUUCAAGAACUAAUGACUGUGAUUGAAAGCGAGGGAUCGUUCCAUCUAGACGGACAUGAAGUUACCGAAAUAAAUUGGGAUCCUAAUGACAAUGACAAUAAUGAAGGCUUUGUGUUCGAUAAAUUUACAAGCGGGAGGAAUGCGGCAAAGAUCAUAAGAGCUGUGGCAGAAUCCAUGCUCGCAAAUCACUUUGGAGAGGCAAUAAUAGAGGAUUUGUUUAAGAAGUAUGAAGAGAAUGUGGCGGAGCACCUGGCCAAGGAGAAGACUAAGUAUGUCAAUGUUACGGUGUCCAUGACUAAGAAAUGAAUGGAGACGUGCACGUGAUUUAUGGUUAAAUAAUUGAGUGGAGCUUCGUGUAUCCCACCCAACUUGUAAUAGCUCUAUUUUUAAAUUCUGAGAGAAAGGUACUAUUUGUUCAA
Messenger RNA from Magnolia sinica, 1283 nucleotides. Its product is annotated as S-adenosyl-L-methionine:benzoic acid/salicylic acid carboxyl methyltransferase 2-like. The record is from RefSeq and is a predicted model, not a curated record. The transcript is spliced from 4 exons. Gene Ontology annotation, molecular function: S-adenosylmethionine-dependent methyltransferase activity. Bases 67 to 1170 code for a protein of 367 amino acids. NCBI's taxonomy places the organism in Eukaryota, Viridiplantae, Streptophyta, Magnoliopsida, Magnoliales, Magnoliaceae. Gene Ontology annotation, biological process: methylation.